CGGAACCAUGUUCCUAGUCGUGGUGGACGCGCACUCAAAGUGGCCAGAGGUGUUCACCAUGCAGAGCACUACGACCGAGCGCACUGUGAGGUGCCUACGUGAACUUUUCUGCAGGUUCGGAAUUCCGGAAACAAUCGUUUCAGACAACGGGCCGCAGCUGGUGUCCGAGGAAUUCCAGGUGUUCAUGAAGAACAACGGGGUCAGACACAUCGUGAGCGCCCCAUACCACCCGAGCACAAACGGCCUGGCAGAACGGUUUGUGCAGACACUGAAGUCUGCACUACGCAAGUCAUCCGCUGGUGAGUCUCUGGAAGAAGCAUUGCAACACUUUUUGCUGACGUACCGGAAUACUCCACAUUCAACAACAGGAGAGACGCCAGCAAACUUGUUGAUGGGCAGACGAUUGCGUUCCAGGUUGGAUGUAAUCAAGCCUACGGUAGAGGGGAAAGUGAUCGACAAGCAAUUUAUACAAAGUAAGCAACGGAGGACAAGCAGAAAAGAAAUCUGCCCUGGUGACAAUGUCCUAGUGCGAAAUUACAGGAGUUUGCCGAGGUGGCUACGUGGUACCGUCCUCAAGAAGACUGGUCCAGUACCUUACCAAGUCCAGGUUACCACGCCUCAAGGCAAGUUCAUCUGGCGUCGGCACCUCGAUCAACUUUUGAGCCAAACACGGCCAACGGCAACGCCGGUACCUUCGGACACCGACGACGCUGAGGGGUUCCUGGCCUUUUCACCAGGCGAGCCAAGUGUCCCGGCCACGGUACAAGAGCAUGGGCCACAGCAGCCUCACACCAUCCCGCAACGGGAUCCUGUACCUCCUACAGGCCGAUCUACUUCUGAAGGACGCUACCCACCGAGAGAACGGCGUCCGCCUGACAGAUACCAAGCUCACUCCUAA
Molecule: messenger RNA, 898 nt
Organism: Ixodes scapularis (black-legged tick)
Lineage: Eukaryota; Metazoa; Arthropoda; Arachnida; Ixodida; Ixodidae
Exons: 1
Coding region: 8-898 (296 amino acids)
Biological process (GO): DNA integration
Molecular function (GO): nucleic acid binding
Source: RefSeq, a predicted model, not a curated record